CCUUCGGGCUUCCGUAGCGCGGAUUGGCCGCGGCGCUGUCAUGGUAACCGAUUGACAGCGUCGCCCACUGCUACAGUAAACAGGGGAGAAGAGGUGGCAGGCGCGGUGUCGGGCAGUCGGAAACAUGGCGCUAUCAGCCCAAAAUGUUAUACUGAAGCCUGAUCCCCCAGUUGUUGGAAAAGUGAAUCAUCACAGUAUUGAGUUGUACUGGGAUAUCAACAACAAUUUCAAAUGUAAAGUGCCUUCUGAUAAGUGGUUAAAGUUCUCAAUUGAAGAAGAGGAUGUAAAAACUCAUGUGUUUGGGACUAUUUACUCGGGUUAUUCUAGAAAGCACAUUGUGGAAGGCCUAGAGCCCUCUUCACCUUACAGGUUUAGGCUCAAGGUUACAGGUCAUAAUGGGGACUAUGCCUACAGUCCGGUUGUCGCUGUAUCAACAACAAGAGAGCCGUUGAGUGGUCACCAUCUUCACCGGGCAGUGAACAUGAAUGAUGAACAGGAGGUCAAGAACAUCCUUGACACAGGGCAUGUAAAAGUAGAUAUUCCCGAUAAAUUAGGCUUUACGCCUCUCAUGGUAGCGGCACAAAAAGGAUUCCUCAGGCUGGUUGAACUUCUAACUGAACAUGGAGCAGAUAUAAACCUAAUGAAUGGAAGUGGGAAGAAUAGUGUCAUGCUGUCUUGUUUUGCUGGCCACCUUAAUAUUGUGCAGUAUUUAAGAGGACAAGGAGCCUCGUGGGAAAGCAGAGAUAAAGGAGGAUGUACAGCAAUGCACUGGGCAGCAGACGGAGGCCAUUUGAAAGUUGUUCAGUGGAUGAUUGAUGAUGGCUGUAAGAUUGACAGUAAAGACACCCAUUUGGAAUGGACGCCUCUCAUGAGAAUCGCAGCAAUCUCGGGAAACGUAGACAUCGCCCGAUUAUUAAUUGCAGCUGGAGCGGAAGUAAACGCUAAGGAUACCAAUGGAAAGACACCUUUGAUGGUGGCUGUUUUGAAUAACCAUGAAUCUUUAGUUCAUCUGCUUCUAGAAAAAGGAGCCGACCACAGCAUUAAAAACGAGUAUGGCAUUGGCAUGACCGACAUGGCUAAAGCUUUCAACAGAGAGAGUGUGGUGGCCAUUUUGGAAGGACUAAAAAGUCUGUAACUCAGCGAUUGACUUUGAAAACACUGGAAACCUUGCGGCUCUGACCCAGAACCUUCAGUGAAUCCUGUUCUUCUAGUUAUUUUCUAUUCCACUUUUGUAUGUUAAUAUAUUAUAAUAAACUUUAAUACAACGAACCUCAUAUUCACCAUACAUUUGGUUAAGAGAGUACUAAAAACCAUAUUUAUACUGUAUGUUUUAACUACUAAACUUACUUAACUAGCCGAGAGGGUCAGCAGCCCUAUAACAGGCCUUCAAAGUUGUCCCCAGAAGCUCUUCAUUUUGGAUCUUACUGGGUCACAUUUUGAGUGUCAGUGACACUGCACAUGCUCAGUAAACUCAAGGCAGCUGUUGAGAGGCUAAGAUUAGGGAUAGCCUAUGACACGAAACACGCAAGGCUGUGGACACAAUAAACUUUCUUCACUUUGAACUAUU
Molecule: messenger RNA, 1567 nt
Organism: Xenopus laevis (African clawed frog)
Lineage: Eukaryota; Metazoa; Chordata; Amphibia; Anura; Pipidae
Gene: fank1.L
Product: fibronectin type III and ankyrin repeat domains 1 L homeolog
Exons: 11
Coding region: 125-1135 (336 amino acids)
Biological process (GO): regulation of apoptotic process
Cellular component (GO): nucleus
Source: RefSeq, a predicted model, not a curated record